AUGGCUCCCAGGAAGAAAGCAAAGCGCCGAGACGUCAAUACAGAGCCCAAGCCUACCCAGGCACAGAGGAAUCGCAUGAAAAUUACGAAGAGGCACAAGAAGAAUGUCAAGCGUCAAGGCCAACACAGCAAGACGUACCGUAAGCUUCAAGACCUACUGUCGCUCGCGAUUCCUCUCGGCUGUAACAGCAAGAGCAACUCCAAAUGGGCUGUCUCCAAGAUCUUCGCUGUUGACGACCUCCUCGAGUGCUACGCACAACUCAAGAUGCUACUCAAGCUAGCAGAAGGUACCAAACUCAGCUUCCACGAGAUAUGCCUCCUCUGUCUUGCAGAACUCGGACUGAGGGACUUCUCGCUCGAUGAACUCGACGCGGAUCGCGCGCUUGAGCUCGUCCGCGACGAAACGCUUUCGCAGAGCCUGCCAGAGUACAAGAACCUAUUCAAGAACGUCGUGAAAAAUGCUGCACUGAAGAAGAAGAAGGAAGCGAAUCCUGACAUGGCCGAUGCGAUUGACGACUUCAUCAAGAACGAAUUGGAGUACGAGGAUAUGGAGCCAGACAACGAGUUCGACUUCGAGAGAGCAAGACACGGCAUUCGCCAUCACCUGAAUCAUGCACACCGCGAAGAGGACAAAUUCCCUGCCUUCACCGACAGCGAGCAGCGAAAGCUUCACGAAGACUUACUCGUGCACCACCUCAACAAUGCCAUGUACUACGAGACCCAACUGGCUUCCCACAAUCGACCAUAUCUCCUCACACAGGCUUGGCUCUCGAGAAUUGGCCCCGACGGCAUUCGGUGUGCUGAGAGAUGGCGGGCAUUAUUAGGGUCUAGAAAUGAUCAUGUAGCCCCGUGCAUGGAAGGUGUCGAGUACGACGGAGCAACCGAUUACGAAUCGGAGGGUGAGCAAGUUCAGCAAAGUACGCACACUGGGUACAGCACGACAACGCUCCAAGGCGAGGACACAGACACCGGUGCGACAUCAGAGCGUACACAGAACACUGGCGGUGCUACUGCUACUGGCGCUUCUACUGGCCGUAUCUUCUCGUCUACAAGUACCAUGCCACCGCCACAACCCAACGGGAAUAGAAGAGUGAUUGCCGCCACGGGCGCAAAGAAGGGCCGUACUGCUGCUGACGGGACCUCAUCAUCACCACCUCCGUUCACCUUCCCUGCCAAACCAACAGCAUCCGCAGAUGCGUCGGCAACGAGCGAGUCCGAGAGACGGUCGCAAAGCGCGCGAGGACUCUGGCACAGAGCCACCGCCAAAAGAUACUUCGAAGCCUCCGUCACCGCCCUCGAGUCAUACCGGUGCUACAAAGGACAAUGA
This is a messenger RNA of Fulvia fulva, 1326 nucleotides long. RefSeq lists its product as uncharacterized. The coding region runs from base 1 to 1326 and encodes 441 amino acids. The transcript has a single exon. The record is from RefSeq and is a predicted model, not a curated record. Lineage: Eukaryota; Fungi; Ascomycota; Dothideomycetes; Mycosphaerellales; Mycosphaerellaceae.